UGACAGAUAUGAUAUUUAUUGCCACGGACAGUAAAAUUUAUAUAUAUUAAAAAAAUGCAAACUUCGGCAUGCAAUGGGAAGCACUGACAGGAAACGCCUUAGAACAAAUUUUUGCAAGAAAAUGUGGCCGGAGGAAGCAGCUUCAGUGAAAAUGUUUUAUUUGUUCUGAUCCUGGGGGAAAAUGGUAGAGUACAAGAAAAGUCAACUUCUGAAAUAUCAUUUCCCUUUACCCAGUGAAAGUCACCUCAACUCUGGUAAAUAAGGGGGAUUUUCUUCCUUGGAUAGCUUUGUAAUUAGAGAUAUUUGAGCACAGUCAGAGAAGAAAGCUAUUUAACUGAAAACUUUACUCCAGCUAAAUUAAACUAGAGUAUCCAAAAACGUUUGAGUUGCCCCUUUCUCUUGAGCAAAUAAAACACUCUCUGUUAAAUAUUUAAUACAUAUAUUGUUCCCCUUCUUUUCUACAAUAUUAAUUUUACUAUUUAAGAAGACUCGCAGAGUAUUAAGUGGAACAGUAGUUUUAUGCAGUAGAAGAUUGAUACCAAUGCAAGUUUUUGAUCAAAUUACAGCUUCCCCUUUGUUAUUUUCCAGCCUAGAUAUUGCAGUCUUGUGACACUGUCUGGUUGGGAAGAAAAACUGACUUCUGAAUAAGAAAAGUUAGGAAGAUAGCUUUCAUAGGCCAAAUUGGAUUAAUUGUUAACCAUAAUAGGAACUACAGCUUAGAAAUACUGGAAAACAAAGAUGGAAGAGGCAGGAGAUAUUUUCAUCUAUCACAGAAACCUAAGUCCAGGGUUGGGAAAUUCUAUUUAAAAUUGAAGGUAAUUGUUCAUUCCAGUGUUGCAAGUGUCCCCCAAACAUCAAUGUAUAUAAUGUUUGCGCAGGGGAGACCUUAUCAGUCUCUAUAACUCCCUGAAAUAAGGUUGUGGCAAGGUAGGGGUUGGCCUCUAUUCCCAGGUAACAGUGAUAGAUCGAGGUGAAAUGGCCUCAAGUUUUGCCAGGGGAUGUUCAGGUUGGAUAUUAGGAAACAUUUCUUCUCAGAAAGAGUGCAGAUGCACUGGCAAAGGCUGCCCAGGGAGGUGGUAGAGUCACUGCCCCUGGAGGUCUCCAAGAAAUGUAUAGAAGUGGAACUGAUGGGGAGCCCCACACUGCCCAAUAUGCAUCUGCUGCCAGCACUGGGCAGAUGCAAGCAAUGGGAUGGCCCCUUAGUGGGGGACCCACUGCAGGCAGUGGAACAGCAGCCUCCACUUCCAGCUUCCUAACUUGUAGCUCUUAAGUGCAUACUUCUGGAAAUAACACAUUUCAGUAAUUAACAUUCUCAGUUCUCAGAUUGAAUUUGUAUUUGGUCUCCCAAUAGGAAGUAGAAGGAGUGCUUCUAAUAUUGAUGGAAUGCUUUUCUGUAAGUGUUGACAUAACCAGAACAACCACAUGCUCUCCAGUCUCCUGUCCCCCCCUUGGUACACAGAGCCAGGGCUGCCCCAUGGGAACAAAGUAGCACUUGCUCUUGGUAAUCUUCAUAUGGUUACUGAUUGCCCCGCCUUCCCAUUUGCCAAGAUCAAAUCAUAAAUCAUAGAAUCAUAGAAUGAUUGGGGUUGGAAGGGACCUAUAAGACCAUCUAGUUCCAACCCCCCUGUUGGAGGCUGGGACACCUCCCACUUAAUCAUGUUGCUCAAAGACCUCUGCAAGGCCUGUCUUUGAGCUCUAUAGCUCCUCCACUUUGAUUUUCUUGGCUCACUUUCUAUCUUUCUAAAAGACCAAACCAAAAGCAAAGGAAGCAAAGAGGGGUUGCACGCCUCCUGUUUACGCCAUCAGCAAACUGUGUUUAGUGUCUUUGCUUCAGUCAGACCUACAGAGCAGCCUCUGCACCACUGCUGACAUUGCAGAACAUCACCUGGGCACACAGCUACUCUGUUGCACCAGCUCUGCAAUGGAAAUCGCAGAGCAUUUGCAAGAGGUGGGCACACACUGGGAAGAGAUGGCUAUUGUCUUCUGUUCCCACUGCUUGGGAAAGUGAUUUCCAGCCCAUGUGGAGAACCAGAGGGACGCCCAGGAGGCCAGCAGGGAGCUACUCGGGGGAUUGCACAGGGAGGGGGAAGGAAGGCCUAGGCAAGGGGUGAUCUCCUUGCAACACAGCUUUAUUUGCCUCUUGCCUCAAGUUCAAGGAGCUGUGGCUCUGGGCAGGGGCAGCAACAAGGGCCGCUAGUGACAUCUGCUCAGGCAGCUCCACCCAGCCUGGCCUUGGGUGCCACAUGAUGAUGUCACAGUGACGACACAAGAGCCUCAUGGUGACACUUGAGCAUCUUCCAGUGGAACGCCCAGGCAGUGCUGGUGGAUUUCCCUUGCUAGCAGGCAGGGGGAAGACUGCUUCGCUGCACAAGUGGCAGUACGCUCAAUCUUUGGUCCAAACCAGAGAGGAGAAAUUGAGAUGGAGGCACCAGCAGCAGAAGCAGCUUCUGUUUCUGAGCUGGAGGUGCUGCCUGAGACCUCAGCCUCUGCUUUCAGUGACCUGCCAGGACAGGACCCAGCAGCAGCUGGCAAUGCUGUGGGAACAGUAGUAAUGGAAGAACAGGACUCAGAAAUGGUUCCAGUUGAGGAGGAAACCAAAGGUUUAUGUCUGAGCUCCUCUGAGCAAAGCGCUGGCCAAGCCAGUGUCUUCCCAUCGCUCAACUUCCCACAAAAACUCUGGGUACUGGCAGAAAGUGAGAACGUGAAGAGCAUUUGGUGGGGUCUCGGAGGAAGCUGCCUGGUGAUUGAGGAAGAGCUGUUUCUGGUGGAAGUCCUGGCCAAGGAAGGACCUGUGAGAGCGUUUGGCUGUACAAGCAUAAAGAGCUUUGUUCGCCAGCUCAACUACUAUGGAUUCACCAAAGUGCCACGGGACGUGGAAAGAUCUCCUUCCCUUCCAGAGUUUCUGGCUGAGGAAGAAGUGUUUUCUACCAAUAGGAAAUUACUCCUGUACUCCAGCCCAUACUUCAGGAGGCAUUACCCACACCUGCUGCAACACUGCAAACGAAGAGCAGCCCAGAAGAGAAGAGCCGUGGCUGCCCCUGGCCCUGGACUGAAAGAGGCUUGGAAUAAGCGCGCCCAGAGGAGCAGCCCAGGUGCCCAGCCCACACAGGGAGCGGCUGCUGGGCUGGAGAGGAGCCUGCAGGCAGCAGAGCCGAAAGGCACACAGGCAGCAGCACUUGUGGGGCCCCCUCCAGCCAAACGCCCCAAGGAAGACAGCCCCUGAGCGCAAGCAGGCCCUGCUCACAGCCUACCAGGCCCUGCUGCAGCACCAGGGCUGGGACAGUGCCAGGCUCUGCCCUGCUCCAUGCAGCCAACGAGCAGCAGUCAGGUGCUGGGUGCCACCUAUGCCACUUCAGCGCCCGGCACUCUGCCCGUUGUGGUGCCCGGUUUGACCUGGCCCCCCUCAGCAGGAGCUCUCCCAGCCCCCAGAAACACCCCAGCUGCAGGCUCCUUGGGCUGCUCUGCCUUUCCUUCGUUCAUGUUUUGCAAUGGCCAAGAUGAUGCCUCCAGACUGGCAGCCCUGGGCAGCCCCACAAUGCCCAACGUGCUCCUGCAGUCAGCAUCAGGUGGAUGCAGGCCAUGGGACGGCCCAGUAGUGAGGGACCCACUGCAGGCCGCACCACAACAGCCCCUCCUUACUUGCUCCUAGUUUGUAGCUCAUAGGUGUAUAUAUACCUCUGGAUAUAGAAUGUUUCAGGAAGUAACCUUCUCAGUUCUCGUGCCCCUUUGUUCGUUCCUUUGUAUACUUAUUCAUUUAAUACUUCUGGAAAUAAAAUAUUUCAAUAAUAAACCUUUCACUCAUCCUUUUAUAAAGUCAUUCAUUAAUUUCAAGGUAAAAUCUCAGACUGAAUUUGUAUUUGGCCUCCCAAUAGGAAGUAGAAGGAGUGCUUCUAACAGUGAUGGAAUGCUUUUCUCUAAGAGUUAUGCUCUCGAUUCUUUACUGUAGAGACUGGGUAACAUCUGCAUGCCUCACACACUGGGAGAGCUCCUCCUCAUCACAGACCUAUAGAAAGGCUUGGGUUGGGAGGG
Messenger RNA from Numida meleagris (helmeted guineafowl), 4029 nucleotides. RefSeq names its product heat shock transcription factor, Y-linked-like. The coding region runs from base 2420 to 3223 and encodes 267 amino acids. The record is from RefSeq and is a predicted model, not a curated record. Gene Ontology annotation, biological process: regulation of DNA-templated transcription. The transcript is spliced from 2 exons. NCBI's taxonomy places the organism in Eukaryota, Metazoa, Chordata, Aves, Galliformes, Numididae. Gene Ontology annotation, molecular function: DNA-binding transcription factor activity; sequence-specific DNA binding.